AUGACGCCGACAGCGUGUGAAGCUCACCUGGACGAUGACGCGAUGGCGGUAGCUCUGCGGACCCGCCGAGCUCAAAAAAAGACAACGGGUGAGGCAUGCGCGUCUACGUUUGUGCUUGGCGUCGCCACGGCAAAGAAGAAGCAAGAGCUGCACCCUACCGUCGUGCGGAAAGUCGAGCGAGGACAACCACAUACACACCAUUCGGACCCGAUCACUCUUCCGUCCGUCGUGGACGUACCAAGUGACCGUCUCCACAUGCAAUUCGUACGCCAAGAGCGCUCGAUCAACCAACACCAUCUCCAAGUGUAUGCCACACCCGGCCCUACAGACUACGACGAUGGCGCGGCCACACUCGUGCGACCUCGCAGUGCGUGUGCAACUCUGAACGGUAGUGAUCGGCGGGAACCGAAGCCAUCGGACGCUCCUCCAGCAACGCAGUACAAUCCAAAGCCCGUCCGCCCGCGCAGUCUCAGCGCACGGAUCAGCUUGUCGCGUCCCCCUGACGUACCCAUUCACGACCACGUGCGAUUCUACAUCCCAGCAUCUGACUUUUCAACCGCGAAAUCGCAAAGCUGGGACAUUGCCCGACGCUUCUCUACUGACCGAUACCCUCGACGCCCAGUCAAGGCACUGGCCAAAUCGACUCGACCGGUCGGUUGGGGCAACAACCUCAGCCCAGACGAAUCACCCAGACAACGUGCUCUCGCGCCAUCACACCAGCAUGUGCAUGUCCGAUCGAGAACCCCCCAUCGCCGCGUCACGAUGCUACACGAAUUUGUCACUCGCCGGCUUCGUGCAUGGGCUGUGAUCGUAUGGGUAGUCGACGCCCAUUUGGAAAUCUACCGCCAGGCAUGCAUCCAUCGCGUGUGCCGGCGCUUGCUCUGCGUCAUGAUGUCGCGCCGCACGGCGACCAUCCGAGCGUUUGACCAGUGGCGCGGGGCGACCAUCGAGUAUGCCAAACACAUCGCUAGCACCGUCAUUAUCAACCACUUUUGGCAUAUGCGCAUCUCGGCGAGAGGGCGGCUCAAAACACGAGCCAUCCAUGUGCUCAAGACGUUCUUGACGUGGACGCAGCAAGGCCCGGUCGUCGUCAAGCAAGUGCAACGAUACAUCGAUCGCGUGCGACGAGUUCAGAUGUGGUGGAAGCACAGUGUCCGUGUGCUCUUUUCCAGAGCUGUGCUGUGGGUACGGCAGUGGCGCACUGCCGAGGAAGCCAUGCGCCGAGCGCACUUGGCGGCAAAGGAAGCUGCCCUUGACACGCCCUUUCACGUGAAAUGGAACGUGGACCAUCAAGCUGAGUGGUCGCAAGCACUGUUUUGCUUGGGCCCAAAUCGGCUCUUGAUCGGUCAAGACAUUAGCACCGAUGCUGUUCUGGUUAAGAUCGAACUGUCGGCAGCGACGACGAUCGAUGGCGCAGCGUUGAGCGGCCUGCCUGGUGGUGCGGGCCAACAACCCUUCCUUCACGUUCAGCCAAAGCGGGAUGCGACUCAAUGUCUGCUCAUCACGGGCCACGACUUGCACAUCUGGCAACUCAAGUUGAAUCUGGCAAUUGCAUGCGGCGACAUCUUGGACCAGCAUCGACAGGAUAGCAUGGGGUUGGCUUGCCAGCUCAAACUGAAAGACAUGCGACAGCGCCAUCGACUAGCUACACACGAAAUCACGGGUAUUCUGUGGUACUGCGUCGGCGACCUCCUUCGAGAGCGCCCGCACUGUCCCACCGCUGCCAUGCAUCGAGCCAUUCGGACCAACUACAUGGAGCGACGUGUCAAGUUCAGCAGGAAUUGGCGCAAGUAUCAACUGACCCAGCUCAAGUGGCAGCAGCAAUGCCAACUCGCCAAGGAGGUGCAGCACGUCGCAGACGACCACCACGCGGUGUUGUUGGAAAAGCCGCGCCCACCACACUUCAAGCCGCUCAUUCCAUCCACCCAGCUCGCGAUGCUUAUCGAUGAAAUAUGA
This is a messenger RNA of Aphanomyces invadans, 1956 nucleotides long. RefSeq lists its product as hypothetical. The transcript has 13 exons. Bases 1 to 1956 code for a protein of 651 amino acids. The record is from RefSeq and is a predicted model, not a curated record. NCBI's taxonomy places the organism in Eukaryota, Oomycota, Saprolegniomycetes, Saprolegniales, Verrucalvaceae.